GGGCUGGGGUGAAAAAGGGGGACCUGAGAGGCCUCCCAAAUUUUGGGGGUCCCCAAACCCCCCUUUUCCCCCCAGUUACCAGUACUGCAAGAACAAACCCUACCCCAAGUCCUGCUUCUGCCGGGGCUCCCCAGACCCCAAAAUCCGGAUUUUCGACCUGGGGAGGAAGAAGGCGAAGGUGGACGAGUUCCCCCUGUGCGGGCACAUGGUGUCGGAUGAGUACGAGCAGCUCAGCUCCGAGGCCCUGGAGGCCGCCAGGAUCUGUGCCAACAAGUACAUGGUGAAGAGCUGUGGCAAGGACGGCUUCCACAUCCGCGUGCGCCUGCACCCCUUCCACGUCAUCCGCAUCAACAAGAUGCUCUCCUGCGCUGGGGCAGACAGGUGGGGGCCCAAAAAUCCAUGGGAAAUGGGUUGGGACCUCGGGAAUGGGGUUGGAACCUUGGGAUUGUGAUUGGAAUUUCGGGAA
Molecule: messenger RNA, 466 nt
Organism: Myiozetetes cayanensis
Lineage: Eukaryota; Metazoa; Chordata; Aves; Passeriformes; Tyrannidae
Product: 60S ribosomal protein L10-like
Exons: 3
Biological process (GO): ribosomal large subunit assembly; translation
Cellular component (GO): ribosome; cytosolic large ribosomal subunit
Molecular function (GO): structural constituent of ribosome
Source: RefSeq, a predicted model, not a curated record